UGCAAAGAGAUUGGUCGACUCCGCGGUCCCACGACGUCACUAAAGCUGGGCGCUUUAAAGCGCGCUGAAGUCCAGGAGCCGGGAUGCUCUGGCGGGUUUGGGGAGCUCCGGCAGGGCGAACCCCGAGAUCCCCGCUGGUGACAGCUCCUAGUAUCUCUCUUUACAACGAUCUCACCCCGCCAGCCUGCCAAAGUAGAAAACUCCUCGGGCGAAAGCGGUGUCCCUGCUCCCCAUCACUUGCUGAUUCAAAGCGUUCCUGAACCAGCUAGGGGAGUAGUACUUUCCCGGGGGCGCUUCCACGGUGUGCUGAGGGCCACCCGCUCAGCAGCAAAGAGCCCAGGAGGCAAAGAACUUCAGGGGACUCGGCUUUCGCCGACAGCGGGUGAGUGGGCACAUCUGCGGCUGCAGACCUGGGGCGAUGGCCUCUCUCCCUGCAGCCUCGAACUGGACCGCCGGCGCGGGAGGAGCAGGCGCUGACGCCGGGCACCUGAGUGAGGCGCUCACGGCUGGGGCAACAGUGGGGGCGGCUGAGGCUGACUGGCUGCAACUGCUGGCCCAAGCCGGCAAUCUCUCCGCCUCGUCCUCCACGAUGGGACUGCCCACGACCUCCCCCGCGCCUUCGCAGCCCCGGGCCAACCUCACCAACCAGUUCGUGCAGCCGUCCUGGCGCAUCGCGCUCUGGUCCCUCGCGUACGGCGUGGUGGUGGCCGUGGCUGUCUUCGGGAAUCUCGUGGUCAUCUGGAUCAUCCUGGCCCACAAGCGCAUGAGGACCGUCACCAACUACUUCCUCGUGAACCUGGCUUUCUCCGACGCCUCCAUGGCCGCUUUCAACACCUUGGUCAACUUCAUCUAUGCUCUUCACAGCGAGUGGUACUUCGGCGCCAACUACUGUCGCUUCCAGAAUUUCUUCCCUAUCACAGCGGUGUUCGCCAGCAUCUACUCUAUGACGGCCAUUGCGGUGGACAGGUAUAUGGCCAUUAUUGAUCCCUUGAAACCCAGACUGUCUGCCACAGCAACCAAGAUUGUCAUUGGCAGUAUUUGGAUUCUAGCAUUUCUUCUUGCCUUCCCUCAGUGUCUGUACUCAAAAAUCAAAGUCAUGCCAGGGCGUACUCUCUGCUAUGUGCAAUGGCCAGAAGGUCCCAAACAACAUUUCACUUACCAUAUCAUUGUCAUCAUACUGGUGUACUGCUUCCCACUGCUCAUCAUGGGCAUCACAUACACCAUCGUUGGGAUCACUCUCUGGGGAGGAGAGAUCCCAGGAGAUACCUGUGACAAGUAUCAUGAGCAGCUAAAGGCUAAAAGAAAGGUUGUAAAAAUGAUGAUUAUUGUCGUGGUGACAUUUGCCAUCUGCUGGCUGCCCUAUCACAUUUACUUCAUCCUCACUGCAAUCUAUCAACAGCUAAACAGGUGGAAGUACAUCCAGCAGGUCUACCUGGCCAGCUUUUGGCUGGCAAUGAGCUCGACCAUGUACAACCCCAUCAUCUAUUGCUGUCUGAAUAAGAGAUUUCGAGCUGGCUUCAAGAGAGCAUUUCGCUGGUGUCCUUUUAUCAAAGUUUCUAGCUAUGACGAGCUGGAGCUGAAGACCACCCGGUUUCACCCAACGCGGCAAAGCAGCCUGUACACUGUGACCAGAAUGGAGUCCAUGACAGUGGUGUUCGACCCCACGGACUCGGACAGUGCCCAACCCGGUGGGAAGAAGAGAGCGAAGUCGAGAGAUGCAAGCUUCCACAGCUGCUCCGGCAGGAAUUCCAAGUCUGCCUCCACCACUUCAAGUUUCAUCAGCUCCCCCUACACCUCCGUGGACGAGUAUUCCUAAAUCCGUUUCCAGAGGUGGGGGUGUAGCGGGAGGCCACGGUGGAGCCAGCCUGGGCCCUCGUUCUCCUCACCACGUGUGGGUCCUGCCCUGCACACUCUCCGGAAAGAGGAGGGCAAUUUUUAGGCAGCUUUGCUGCGCUCCAGAAAGGUAGCACAUAAACAUAACAAAGACUCUCUUAGGAUAUUUGCCUCCCUCAAAAAUAAAGUGGGCUUUAAACUUAUUCCUUGAAAAUUCUAGAUUAUCAUACAUAACAAACUUAAAAAUAUAUCUGAAAAAUACUUAUGAUGUGUUUUGUUGUUCUCUUUUAAAAAUUGCAAUAUAUAUUUGUGAAACUAAAGUCACAUAUGAUUUUCCAAAAUAUUAAAGAAGCUUUAAAAUACAAUGUUGUGAAUAAAAACAGCCUAUAAAAAAAUGAAACAAUUUCAUCUACAUCUAUAAACAAAAAAAAUUAAGUCACUAAUUUUCCCACUAGAAUGAUGGAAAAAUAAUCUCAAAGAGUAAAAAUUAAUGAAAAUUUUUGCUUGAGAACUCAUUCUGUAGAAUUAUUUAAAAUUUUUUAUUUAAAAUUUUAGUACUUAUAAGUCAUCUCCUUGAAAUGUAACUGAAAAGGAAAUCUAGUCAAAUUAUUAAGCUGCUACAUGUGGUUCUCUUUAUUUAUUUUUUCUGAGAAGUGGCUUCAAAACAAAAAAUAAUAAUAAUUUACUCUUUGACUAUUAUAUAAAGUGCCACGCUAAGAAAUAGUCAAAGUUGGACCUUACAAAGAUAAAGCAAUUCCUAUGACCUUCUUUAUUUUUCAUAAAUAUUUUUUAAUUUUUUUAAAUAGGUAGAUUUUAAAAACACUAAACAUUUCUUCUAAUGAAGAAGAGAAAAAUCCCAUUUCUCUCUGAAACUGGCUACCAAUUUUUAGGCAAGAAUUAAAAAUGCUAAUACACAGUUAUGAUGGCAAACAUCUACCAGCUCCAAAGAAAGAUAUGUUUCUCCUCCAUAACCCAAGGGAAAUGUUUAAGGUGGAUACCAGCCUCAAAAACAUUAUACAGACCUUUUCUUCUCCUCUCUCUCAACUGAAGAAAAGAAUAAGCACUGGGGGAAUAUCAGAAAAUAUAUUUAAAACCAAGUCCUUAGGAACAAAAACUCUAGGUACUGCCUAUAUGUCAUAAUAUACAUAUAAGUAAAUCAGGCAAGAUGUAGGAAGGUGAAUCAAGUACAGUGGUACCUCGGUACUCAUUGUUAAUUCAUUCUGAAAUUCAUGAUGAGUGCCGAAACUGGCAGGUAUUGAAUAAAUGUUCAAGCGAGGAGUGAUGAAGCACCUUCUCUUGAGGGGUGGUGUAGUGACUCAUUCAACUUCUAGCAAGGGCCAGGAGUUCUGAGCAGACCCCAAGUACCAAAACAUUUUUUUUCUCAUCAAAGUGGGAUGAGUACAGGGUUUGAUGAGUUCUGAAUCCAAAUGAGUACUGAGGUAUGACUGCAUUACAAUAGAAAGCUGGACAGUAUUUUGGAUACAUGUUAACUAAUACACACCUGCCCACAGAGAGAGCCUUCUUCUUAUUUGGCUAGAUAUUUCAGAAGUCCUCCCCCAACCCUCCCCCCAGAAUGAGCUAAUGGCCCUAAAGAAACAUCUGUUUCAAAAUAAACUGACACACUUCUGGGAGCCAUAACAAAAUGAGGUAUGCCAUUAAGUAUAGAAUUUAUCUUUCAGACAUCAGUGCAUAUGAAUCAUCUUUCUCUGAAUUAGAGAUACUGCCAAUCCUGCUCGGAAAAGCAGAAACUUUCUGAGAAUGCAGAUAUAUAGCACCGACUUCUUUAAAAUAUUCAGUUGGAUUUUGAAAGCUAUCCAGCUGAACUAAUUACCUGUAAUACUUCACAGGAUUGUUAUUUCUCUACCAAUAUAGAACCGACUAUUUGUUUUUGAAGAACAAGGUAAAAGCAAUUAUUCAAGAGCAGAUCAUGGUCUUUUGCUGUCAAGACCUCAAAGUUUCCAAUCCUCUUUAUUUUGGAUCCAAAGCCAGAAAUAUCUAAUUUUAACAAAGUGUUAAAAGUAUAAGCAACCCCACCAUAUAUAUUUAAGCUGAAUUUCUUCUGAUUACACCAAUAAGCACAUAUUCAAAGAAGUAAAUUCAAAACUGAAUGCUGAAAUAGUAAACAGUCAUUAAAGAGUUGCCAUAAUAGCUCAGUAAACUCUACGACACAUGUGUGCAUGCUUUAUUUAGAUAAACAAAUGUAUUAUUUUUGGCAUCUAAUUGUUGAAUAUAAUGUUGUUAAAUGUUCACUCAAAAAAUGUAAAUGCUUGUCAUACAAUGUGAAAGUGUCAAUAAAAAGCCUACUAUUUUAAA
Messenger RNA from Phyllostomus discolor (pale spear-nosed bat), 4146 nucleotides. RefSeq names its product tachykinin receptor 3 (gene TACR3). Gene Ontology annotation, cellular component: sperm midpiece; plasma membrane. The record is from RefSeq and is a predicted model, not a curated record. The coding region runs from base 419 to 1816 and encodes 465 amino acids. Lineage: Eukaryota; Metazoa; Chordata; Mammalia; Chiroptera; Phyllostomidae. Gene Ontology annotation, molecular function: tachykinin receptor activity. Gene Ontology annotation, biological process: positive regulation of flagellated sperm motility; G protein-coupled receptor signaling pathway. The transcript has 5 exons.